UUUCAACCCUCUUUUCCGGUUAUGUUAGUGCGUGUAAAUUACUGUGGAUAUUCAAGUUAUUCUUGUUUCCAGGUUUUCAUCUACAAGAUCAACGUUAAUGUGUGUUUCUGAGAACUUGUAGACGCUUCUCAGUUUGAUUUCAAGGAGCUGUAACACGAUACUAUAGCUGAGGUGGUCACACACGGACAUAAUGCUGAGGUACUGCUGCGUGAGCGUAAAGCUAGGUUAGGUUAGGUUAGUCAACUUUGGCGCCCAGGCUGCUUCUCUCAACACUCGAAGCCUCCAUGCUUGUCAGUAUCCAGACGUGACCCUCUGCAGUGACACAGGGCUUAGCCAUGCUGAUAUGACAACAACAAAAUAACAGAAUGUAAUUCUCCCGUGGGUUCUAUGAGGCUGUCAAGUGGUUUCAGCGAGUUAGAUAGAAGAUGACCCCUUAACAUAGUAACCCCACUUGAAUCCUCCAGAGAUUGCAGGGUGCUGUGCAUUGAAUUAAAUUAACUUUUGACCACCUCAAUAUACUACACUUGCAACAGAGUGAAAUAUAAAUACAGGUUUCCUUGUUUACAUUAACGUUGCAAAUUGGACUUACUUAUUCUGCAGAUAAAACAAUUAUCAGUUAUAAUGUUAUUCCCAGUAGAGUCAUAAAAGCCAUUUAAUAUAAAUAACCAAAGUAAUCAACUUUUUGGGCUACAGCUUCAAAAUAACUACUGACAAGAAGAGUUCCUGAAGAGAAAUAAGAGAAAGUGCCUUUAGUCGAUUCGACACAGAGGAAGAAGAUGGCCCCUGAGAUUCAGACCGUGGUACGUACGACGCAAGCCUGGCUGCAGGCCACCUGGCAUGUCAAGGUGCCCUUUGCGUGGCUGGAGGCCUGCGUGGAGUGGCUACAGGAAGAGGCAGGAGGCACUGGCCGUCUGUCACAGCAGCAAAUUAACCAACAGGCGCUGGACCAGUGGCUGAUGACAGACCUGAGGGACCUGGACUACCCUGCUCUCCCUGAAGGACUCGCUGAGGCUCAGAAGACUGAACUCAGUGGCAUCUUCUGUGUCCAGGUUGAUUCAUUGCUGGACGUCAGUCAGCCUGCGUACAGUCAGCUGCAGAAGCUGCGGGGCACGGACUGUACCAACGAUGAGGUGUCUGCCGUCACACAGACCACGCAGAGGUCCUGGGAAGCCAGACCGACCAGGAUGCUACUACUGCAGGUGACAGAUGGAGUCCAAAGCUUGGAGGCUAUGGAAUAUCAGCCAAUCCCUGCACUCAGCACAGCACUCAGGCCUGGUGCAAAGCUGCAGUUGCAGGGACAGAUGGUUUGCAGACUCGGGAUGCUGCUGUUGGGGCCGUCCAACGUCAACAUCCUGGGUGGUGAGGUGGAGGACUUAGUGGACAGGAAUAAGCAGGGCCAGGUGCUCUGUCAGACACUGGGUCUUCCUGAAGAGCAGCAGCAGGAGCGAGAAGAGGCUCCACUGGCACCACAACAAGUUGACGACGAGAUGGAAGACCUGGAGCUCGACGACGCAGAGUUGUUGGCCAGUCUUGAGGCCCAGGACGAGGUGCAGAGGAUUGAGGUUGGGUCUGAGAGUGGCUACGGGACACACAGUGAGACCUCAACUCAGUUCUCAAGAGGCUCCUUUGUCAGGAGCUUUGUCUCCACAGCCUCAUCCAGAAGUGAAGCCUCCAUCCAUUCUUACAGAGGUGGUUCGACCCAGAGUAGCAGAGGUGGUCCAGUCCAAGGUCAGCUCCUCGAACCAGAGGAUCCUGACAUCUUACUGUCCAACCAUGAGAAUCAACCAGAGGUCCAAGCUCACAUCAUCGCAGCAGAAGACUUUCCAGAUGAAGACUUUGACGAUCUUCCCCUGGAUGAGUUGGACAGUGUCAUUUUUCAGGAAACAACAAAUGUAAGUGCACAGUCUGACAUCAGUCACAGAAACACACCGCAAAAUAACAGCAGAACAACAGGACAUCCUCACAGUUUGGACAGUGCCACAAAACCCCAAACUGCACAGGUUGAGCAGCAGACAUCAAACUGCUUGGGGUCCCGGUUUGGUUCUGGCAAAUCCAAAUCCGUCACACAGAAAAGAGACUAUGAAGGCUGCAAUAAAGGAGAGUUUGUAAGGAAUGAUGUGAAUAAUUUUAUGGAUGAGGACAUGGACUGCUUUCUUGAAGAGGUAGAAAUCUAUGGCGUUCAACCUGGGAGGACUGGAGGGCAAAAUCAGCUCCCUGAGCAACAAGGACUUACAGGAGACAGGAGCACUGAAAGAAAACCUUUUCAAAAAGAUCCCCAGAGUGACGGCACAGUCCCUGCUCUAACUCUCACCUCGCCACCUUUCACGUACUUGUGCCUGCUAGAAGACCUGAACACCACAGCAAACCCCCACACCACAGAGAUGCGCGUCAAAGCUUUCAUCGUGACCCUCUUGGGGAAACUGAGCAGCAGCAACGGCGGUUGGAGCGUCUGCGCCACGAUAUCUGAUGGGACCGGUUACCUGGACGUGGAGCUGUCCGAUGAGGUUUUAACCGGCUUGCUGGGUUUCUCCGUAGCGGAAAAGGCGUCUCUGAAGCGUGACCCGGCCCGGCGAGGUGAGCUUGAAGCAGGGAUGAGGAGAUGUCAGGAGGAGCUGGUGGACAUGUGCUGUGUUAUGACCAUAGUGGUCAAACCAGAGGGAAGGAAAGCUGUGGUUACUAAGGCAGAGCAGGUCAGUGAGAAGGUACGGCAGGAGCUGGAGCAGAGGGCGAGAGGCGGGAGGAAAUAAACAGAGGAGAGGUUCAGAGGAAGUUAUUACAAAUUAGAUGUAUCAGAAAAGUAAAUUGCUUGUGAUUAGAGAUUCAAAAUAUAACACAGCACAUCAGUUUUGCCUGAAAAAUUUCCUCACAUGAUAUUUUUUGGGAUUGGUGAUCAAUCUGCCCUUCUGCUUCAGAUUUAGAGAGCAGAAUGUGUGAACUGGAUGUCUGGUGAUCACUGAGCAGUGUGUCGCAAUGCAUCCCAUCUGCUAUAUGUGAAUAUGACAUUCUGUCAUUAGAGGAUUUCAUUCAUCUAUUCAGAGAGCUAUUUCCUGCUCAAUAUGCGCUGCAUCAUUGCCAAGCAAAGUAAAUAGACUAACGAUAGAACAUUUUAUCCAUAGGAUACGUGUCAAUGAUGGGUUGUUCGCCUAUUAAUUCCAGUGUUGAGCAGUCCAGAAUGUAUGUGACAUUUAUAACUAUGCAAAGAUAAGAGUGAGACAUUUGAGAUGAGGAAUGAAGGGUAAAAAAAAAAUCAUUCUCUGAUUGUUGUAAUGAAUUUCCAGCCUUUGCAUUCGUUUAGCACAUCCAUUACUUCUGGCUGAAAAACUGAUCAAAUAUCUAAGGGUAGCAUGGUUCUUUAAUAUACUCCCCCAGGGGAGAAUGAGAGGAAAUGAAGAUAAAGGAGAGGCCGUGAUCUUCAAUUAUUUCUCUUCAUUAUUGAGCCUCAUUAAUGUUUAUGUUUUUGAUGAGCACAUUAACCACAGAUGUUACAUUUAUUUACUGUAUACUGAAAUAAAAUUGUUCUGAAGGUUUUACCAUUUUCUUUCCUACUCUUUAUUGUGCUAAUUUUACAUCUCCAUUUCUCCUCGUCAAUUGAGUAUUGAAUUGAAUUAGAUGGAUAACCAGACAAACCAGAGCACUGCACUGUGUUUCAUUUGGUUUUUAAUAGUUUUACUAAUGGCACCUUUGGGAAAUGCUCUGUGGAAGCAAAUAGUACUUAAAAGCAGUAUAAGCUAUUCCUUUGUCUCUGUGAUCAAUCUUUAAAAUAAAACAAAAUAAAAA
Paralichthys olivaceus (Japanese flounder) is the source of this 3777-nucleotide messenger RNA. RefSeq names its product RMI1, RecQ mediated genome instability 1, homolog (S. cerevisiae) (gene rmi1). The record is from RefSeq and is a predicted model, not a curated record. NCBI's taxonomy places the organism in Eukaryota, Metazoa, Chordata, Actinopteri, Pleuronectiformes, Paralichthyidae. Gene Ontology annotation, molecular function: nucleotide binding. Gene Ontology annotation, biological process: double-strand break repair via homologous recombination; resolution of meiotic recombination intermediates. Gene Ontology annotation, cellular component: RecQ family helicase-topoisomerase III complex; nuclear body.